Molecule: messenger RNA, 6194 nt
Organism: Passer domesticus (house sparrow)
Lineage: Eukaryota; Metazoa; Chordata; Aves; Passeriformes; Passeridae
Gene: ANKS4B
Product: ankyrin repeat and sterile alpha motif domain containing 4B
Exons: 2
Coding region: 194-1432 (412 amino acids)
Biological process (GO): brush border assembly
Molecular function (GO): protein binding
Source: RefSeq, a predicted model, not a curated record
CCCACCCCACAGCCUCGUUCCCUAUGCAGAUCUCCAGACAAAGAGCCUGCAAGGAUGAACUUUGCCUCCCCAUUCCCCUCCUCACAGGGAUGUCUCAGCUUGUAAUCAUUAAUGAAGCCUCCUGUGAUGGAAGAGUGACUGUGCAGCCCGGACAUCGCUCAGAGCUGCUUUGGGAAGCCAGGAGCUGCCGAAAAUGUCGAGCAGGUACCACAAAGCAGCGGCCGAUGGCAACGUGGACCUGCUGAAGGAGGCCACCAGGAAGGACCUCAACACCUCAGAUGAAGAUGGGAUGACUCCCACCCUCCUGGCAGCCUACCACGGGUACCUGGAAGCUCUGGAAGUCAUUUGCCGGAGGGGGGGUGACCCAGACAAGUGUGACAUCUGGGGGAACACGCCCCUGCACCACGCUGCCUGCAAUGGCCACAUCCACUGCGUCUCCUUUCUGGUCAGCUUUGGUGCCAACAUCUUUGCUCUGGACAACGACCUGCGCACUCCCCUGGAGGCAGCUGCCAGCAGGGACCGCAAGGAGUGCGUCCAGAUCCUGGACAAGGCUGCCACCGAGCAGAACCUGCUGAAUCCAAAGAAGGUCUCCAAACAAAAGGCACAGGCCCAGAGGAACGUCGAGAGACAAAUCAAAGAAUGUGAGAAGCGCCAGGAGAAACACCAGCAUGAAAUGAACCGGAAUUAUAUUAAAGAAAAGGUUGGCACAGUGAAUUCUUCCAAAGGAACACACUCCAGGGUAAAGCUGCCUGGGCUAUUUGCUUCAAAUACCACAAGUACUUUAACCAAAAACCUGAAAGAUACCUUGAAACUCAAGACAAAAAAGACAGCCGACAGCACAAGAAAGCAGGAAACACAAAGAAGUGACCAAGAGGAUGAUAUGGCUAGGAAAAGUGUGAUGCAUUUGUUUGAUGAGAAAGAGGAAGAUGAAUUACUGAAUGACCUCGGAGAGAAAAACCUUGCUGGUAAUGACAGUCAGCUCUCCAUUUUUCAGCGGCCAGGUCUUGGCAAGAUUGUGUUUGGAAGGAAUUUGGCUGCAGAGGUAAAUCCUGAAACUGUGUCUUCUGAGAAAGAAGGUAUAAGAGAUACAAUAGCCAGUGAGCUCUUUCAGUAUGAAAAUACUGAGAAUGGCAGGGAAGAUGAUGCUGAAAGCAGUGCUGAUGUCCCUUGGAAUGAGGAAGAAGUGGUUUGGGAUGAUGAGGAAACAGAGAAUACGCCCCUUGAGGUAUUUCUGGCAUCACAGAUGCUGGAUGAGUUUCUUCCAGUCUUCAUGAGGGAAAAAAUUGACUUAGAAGCCCUGAUGCUAUGUUCUGAUGAAGAUCUACAGAGCAUUCAGAUGGAGCUUGGGCCAAGAAAGAAAGUCCUGAAUGCUGUGAAUAAAAGAAAACAGGCACUCAAGAACCCUGGAAAAACUGUAGAUACUUGCUUAUAAAUUAUCAUUCCUAUUGUUGUAACCUACACACUGUUUCAUUACCUUUCCCUCUUUCCAAAGAGUGUUCAACUCUUUUCAGAAGUAUGCUAAAGCAAAAGGCAGAAAUGUUACCAAUUGCUUCGGAAAGUACAGCAGGGAUAACAAUUUUUCUCUCUGGGUGGGUAGUUGUGGUGAACAGGAUAUUAAGUAAAGUAUAUUCUGCCAAAAAACAAGAAUGUGAAGAUGAAAACCAAAAAGCUUUUUCUCCCAGAACUGUUUAUGUGGAUUGGAUUUCUUUUGGUCCAGAUAAUUUCAAAUAUCAGUGAAGGCCAGGCCUGGCGCAUUCCUUAUUAAAGCCUUCCCUUUCUUCUCCAAACCACAAAGCAAAGAGCAUUUUCAGAGCUUGAGAGCUUUGAGUUUUCUCCAUUUGCUUCUGUAAGAUCAGUAAAACCACUCUUCCUAGUACUGGUGUAUGUUAGGAAAGGAAUCUGAAUCUUGAUUUUAGCUGUGGUUUAUUGACUCUAAUCACCUCUGAAUUAAUGUAAAUAAGACUAAUUUGCUGCAAGUUUCAUAUAUUUGUCAGUAAAGUUUUUACUUCUGUAUUGACAAUAAUUUAAAAAUACAUGAAGUAGCUUCCCAAGAGAUGUUCAGUGUCAGUUGUAUAUUCCUUUCUUGUCUCAUUAGACUGGAUCCAGUUGCCAGCACCCAUCGUGUCCUAAAUGUCAUCAAGGCUGCAAUACUUUUAACUACAAGAAGCUGAGGUUUAAUUUUCAAAAAUUUUGAUCUAUUUUGGUAUAUCCCCAGCUUGGUCCCUAUAGGCUGCAUUUUCCAUGCAAAGUCCCAGAAAUGAGGAUUCAUAUCACACACCAUUUUCUGUGGGUUGUUGUCAGCCUUAGCCUGAGAACUGUGUAUCACACACACAGCUCAUGAAAAUAAAAAAAGAAAAUGAGCUGUGCUGCUGUGGAAGCUCCUGCUCUUCACACUCUGUCUGGAGGCGUUCACAGCAGGGUUCCCCUGUUCCCUUGGGAAGCCAGCACUAUCAGAUAUAAAUUAAUCACUCCUGUUGAGUUUUGUGAAUCUAAUAAAGUGCUUUUAGCAGCCAUGCUCUGGCUAAGAUCACAGAUUUUAGAUGCACAUUCAUUAGCAGAACAUUUAUCUUUAAAGCUCUUUUUAUAUCUUCCCAUUAGCCAGCUAUGAUUUUUUCCUUAGGGGUAUUCUGCAUUUCUGGAUGUUAAUCCUGGUUAAUGAUCUGGUUUUUCAUGUUUCUUCUUUCCAUAUCAUCUUGUGACUGUGAUUUGUAUAAUAUAAUAUCUUUUCUCAGAUGGACUUUAUACUGCAUUCUUCCCUGCUUGGGUUCCUGUACACAGCACAUUGAUAUGUUCUCAUAUUAAGCAAUCACAUCAAAGUCCUGUUCUGUGCAACCUUCCAUAAUUGGUUUUUCUACUCAUGUGCUUUGCUGUUUUCAUAUUUUAUCAACCCCUUUUUUUCCUUUAGAGUUUGGAAGCACUGGAAUCCUAGCUGUGACUCCUUUCAGUUCAGUUGGAGAGACUUUAUGUAUCGCACAUGCAAUCCUAGAGCAGAACCCAAACCCAAAUCAUAAAAACAGGCAAACCCACGUGAGCACAGCCCUGCCAAGUGCAAGGUUCUCCUUCCUUAAGGAUUUAAUACUCUGCACUGAGCAGACAUUAAGAAAAUGUACAGCAUGGGACAACUGAGAAACUGAGUAUCACAGAGGAAUGGAGAACUCACUAUUUCUUCCAUUUUCAGUGAUCAUAUUUACUGAGAGUGCAGUCACUGCAACAACUUGAAUACUUUCUUUCUUGUCAUCAAAUAAAUCAACCACAAACCAGAAAAGAAAUGGACAACCAAAUGAGUGUCAAAGAAAAACAGCAGUAUCUAUUUAAUUUUAAUAUAAAUGCAAGUUACACAAUUUCAUGAUCCAUUAGUUUGUAAGAGAAAGAAACAUAGAAAUUGAUGCUAUUAUUUCCCCUCAGAAAAUCUAAAGGUGGCAUCCAAGCAAUUCCCAUUGUAACUGAACUUCAGGACAUCAGAGGUACAACACUGAAGCCAGGCUCCCAAAAUCUCCCACUGCCAAUGAAGCUGAGAAUUUUCAGAACCAGGUCUUUGGACUGGCUCCAUUUAUUUUUUUAAAGUGCAUAGUCUGUAGGGGAGUACAUGUGAAAAUAAACUGGACUUGUCUUCUUCCCAAACACUACAUCUCACUUCAAAUUACAAAUCUGGCAUAACACUGGCACAGAAGUGGGAUUAUACUGUCAUAAUUAUUAAUUGGAAGUUUCCAUAGAGUUCUUGAAUAAUGGAGCAUCAUUUAUUUUCAUGUUUACCUCAGGUUAGUGUAGUUCUGCUUGAAUGAACCAAGAAACUAAGUCAACACAAACUUCUGAAUACUUCAGAAAUGACAGAGAAGAAACAAGACAUGUAAAGACAGAAGAGUAAUUUUGCUACAAUUAAAACACAAAAGCUCACAGAGAAUUUUCUGUUGGUUUUUUUCCUGAUGGGAUAAACAGGACCAGUGGUGUUCAGUUUGGAUCCACAUCAAACAUCCUUCAGGCCUAUCAGGGGUCUGGUACCUUUCUAUGCUACAUCUACCACUUUGUACUUUUUCCAACUAGCUUACACCAGGCUUACAACUGGGAGUAUUAUUUACAUCACACCUGCACUGUACUCAUUAACCUUUUCUACACCUGCCUAUGCACCCUCCAGGGCUUUAAUGCCAGCUGCUCCUGACCCUCCUUCCUGUGCUCUUCUCUAUUCUACUGACAUGUUAUUAAAUGCCCUGUCAUCCAACUCUUCCACAGCAUGAAGAAACACUUAAUAGCCUGCAUGAAAUAAUAUGCAAAUGGAAAUAAAAUUUCACAAGGCACAACUUGUGAGCUGGGACAGGAAUCUGUUUCCAGGGCAAUAGCUGUUUUUCAGCAGAUGCUCACUCUUUUGCAAGGCAGUUGCAUAACAGCACAAAACUGGAACUUUUCCUUAUGUCACUGGGUUCCUCUGCCAGGAAAGGAUCAUGAAAAUUCCUGCCCCAGCUAAUAUCUGUGAUAAUAGAACAAUUAGCAAUUGAAGCAUAGUAUAGCCAAACUGAAAAUAUUUGCCUCUAUACUUGAAAUCAGUUUGUGCAGCUCCAGCCUUCAAGAAACUUAGAAAAACAACUUAGAGGAUUCAUAGAUUAACGGCAAAAUCUCCCUACAGAAUUGAGAUAAAAGUUAAAGACAAGACACUUAGUCCUCACAGUCUGUGUGACUUCCUGCAAUAUGAAAAUGGCAAUAUCCCAGUGAGGCAUGUUCUAAGGGAAGUACUGAGCAGAAACCCAGCUGCAGGGAGGUAUGGUUAUUACAUAAACCCCCACUGAGAACUGUGCCCUUAGUGAAAAACCACCGAGUCUGAGGGCAAAGAAGGUGGAUUGCCAGGGGUGAAGAAAAUGGUGAUUUCCAGUGAGCUGGAAGGGAAGAUGUGUCCAGGAGUUAGAGGUGGGCUGUGUGCCUAGGAGGCUGAAGACAAGGUCACUGUCACUGGAAUACUGAAACCCACAGCUGCAUUUAAACUACCACCACAGGUAAAUAUGAUGCCAGAGUCCAUUCUACAAACUGAUCUAUUUUACACCAGAAUUAAUUAUCCCUCUAAAAACCACGAAAUCUACAAACAGGCUUCUGCUCCAUAAAUAAUUAGAGAGGAAAGGCAUUGAUUCCAGAAUGAUACCAAAAUAUGGAAAGAUACCCUUGUUAGUAUCACUGCAAACAUCUAAUGCUUGCUGUUACAAGAGAGAGACAUUUAUUAAUUAUACUGCAAGUAUCUAAUACUUGAAAUUAGAAGACUUUAGAAAUUAGUCUAUUGCUGAAAUUUUACUUGUCCUUCUUGAAUAUUCUUAAAAUUAUUGAAGGAUUUAGACAGGAUUGGUGCCUUUCUUGUUAACACAGGAUUCAAGGAAACUAAGUGCAAACGAUUUUCUUGGCCUCAUUGGCUUUGUAGACUUCUCUCUUCAGUUACCAGCUGACCAUGCAUCAUAAACAAAUUUUGCUGCUACCGUGUCUUCAACCGCCAUCCCUGAAAAAAAAUUGAAGUUAACUUCAAACAGUUAUUCAGCUGUACCAACAAUUUUGCUUCAGAAGGGAACAGGAAGAUUCAGGAGAUUAUCUAACUGGACAGGAAGAGGAAUUAUUUCCCAUCCCAAACACCUACAGUGUUACAUUCAAAGUCCACAGCCAUCAUGCAGUGUUGGGUGUGCUAUAAGAAGUUAAUGUAACAGUAGGAAUCUAAUUUUCAGUGUUCAUAUCACAACUGGGCCCUUUUGGAGAUGUCAUGUAGCUCAGAGCAUGGUAAUUCAUCCCCAGGGCCACCCUUUCCCAAAGCCCAGCCCCACAGGACACUGUCACAUUGUCUCAGGUCAGACAGACCCCACGGGUGGAACAGCGGGGCAGUCGGGCUGCUGCUCUAUUAAUAAAUGCUGCAGUCAUGUCUUGAACAACUGUGAAAUGGAAAAUGGACUUCUAUUGUUUGCCUGCUUUCCUAUCACUUUUCAUUACAUCAAUCCUGCUAGAUAAACAAGAAGGGAAAUAAAAAGGGAAAAUGCAAAUGACAGUCGACUUUCUUGUGGAUUGCCACAGCGGUUCUGAAGAUGAUCAGCAGCUUUCCCACGCAUGGGGGACCUAACAAAGAACAAGGCAUUGUUUUCUGUCAGACUUGGACACAGGAGGGGCUGUUCUUACCCAGUGAUUUAAACACUGUUGUUUUCUCAGGCAGGGCUGGUUUUGUACCCUUCAAUACCUCC